AUGGCACCAGGCCGCCGGGAUAGUGGCUCAAGCGGCAAUGCUGUUGCAUCCGCAUUCUCCAGGUUUUGGAAGAGAACUCAUGCGCCAGACUACCUCGGAUUUUCGAUUCUCCUUGCUGGAUGGAUCGUGAUGCUCUUGUUCAUCGAGCCUUUCCACCGCAUGUUCUUCAUCAACGAUCUGCAUAUAUCAUACCCUCAUGCCGAAGUUGAGCGGGUGCCUGUUUACAUGAACUUCGUAUACGCCCUUUUCAUCCCCCUGGGCGUGUUGGUUGCGUACAAUGUUGUCACAAAAGCAUCACCUCACAAGCACGAGGUCACUUAUCUGUCCUUUGCUAUCGCUAUCAUCAUGGGCACCUUUCUCACGGACCUCGUCAAGAACACUGUCGGCCGACCGCGGCCUGACUUAUUGGCCAGAUGCAAGCCGGCGGCUGGCACGAAGCCUGAUGUGCUUGUUACCAUCGACGUUUGCACCGAGACUGCACAUCACCUCCUUCACGAUGGUUGGCGGUCGUUCCCCUCGGGCCAUUCGUCAUUCUCCUUUUCUGGACUUGGCUUCCUGAGCUUGUUCUUGGCUGGCCAGCUGCACAUCUUCCGGCACAACAGUGGAGGCCGAGACCUCAGUCGCGCACUCAUUUGCCUUUUGCCACUGCUGGGGGCUGCACUGAUUGCCAUCAGCCGCUGUGAGGACUACAGACACGAUGUGUAUGAUGUUUCCGUGGGUUCUUUGCUAGGUUAUGUGGUUGCAUACUGGAGCUACCGGCGACACUGGCCGAAGUUGACUGCCAAGGAAUGCCAUGAACCCCAUCCCUAUCCCGGAUCAGACCCGAAGACCGGGUGGAACCGACUGCGAGACGAAGAGGAAGCUGGGGACUCGCGACCCGACGUAGGCUUUGAGAUGACCCAGCUAAAUAGUCAGAGAUACUAA
Colletotrichum orchidophilum is the source of this 924-nucleotide messenger RNA. Its product is annotated as PAP2 superfamily protein. Gene Ontology annotation, molecular function: phosphatidate phosphatase activity. Lineage: Eukaryota; Fungi; Ascomycota; Sordariomycetes; Glomerellales; Glomerellaceae. The transcript has 4 exons. Bases 1 to 924 code for a protein of 307 amino acids. The record is from RefSeq and is a predicted model, not a curated record. Gene Ontology annotation, biological process: phospholipid metabolic process.